Molecule: messenger RNA, 4353 nt
Organism: Xenopus laevis (African clawed frog)
Lineage: Eukaryota; Metazoa; Chordata; Amphibia; Anura; Pipidae
Gene: mef2c.L
Product: MADS box transcription enhancer factor 2, polypeptide C (myocyte enhancer factor 2C) L homeolog
Exons: 12
Coding region: 485-1957 (490 amino acids)
Biological process (GO): regulation of DNA-templated transcription; DNA-templated transcription; cell differentiation
Cellular component (GO): nucleus
Molecular function (GO): histone deacetylase binding; RNA polymerase II cis-regulatory region sequence-specific DNA binding; DNA binding
Source: RefSeq, a predicted model, not a curated record
GGGAGGUAAGAAAACGACACCUCUCCAGGCACACUCCGUUUUAAAUCCACAGCCCUUUCCCUCCGCUACAUGUUACAAAGACUCAGCGCUCUGCCUUGUACCAUUCGCUCGGCCGUAUUUCAUUUCCCUCCCGGACACUCUGUGGACUUUCCCUCCUGCCCUCCUCACGCUGCGCCCGGCCAUUGGCUGCUGCUGCGAUUGGACUGACUUGGGAUCCCAGUCGCGUCGCUGCUCCGCGCACAGACAAGUGGAGACAUAACGGUGCCAAGGUGCCCAAGUAGAGCAGAGCCUUGUGCCAAUGAGACGAGGAGAGCGCACGGACUACUGAUACCACAGCAGCACAUGUCUCAUGAACGGAUGUCGGGAUCUGCGGUCUGAAAAGUGCAAUUAAGAAGGUGAAAGUAUUGUUUAAAGAAAGAAGAGUGUUGGAGCAGAGGGGAAAAUCAUUUUUUCAAGGACGAGAGAAGACAGAAAAACGGGGACUAUGGGGAGAAAAAAGAUUCAGAUUACGAGGAUAAUGGAUGAACGUAACCGACAGGUGACAUUUACAAAGAGAAAGUUUGGGUUAAUGAAGAAGGCUUACGAGUUGAGUGUUUUAUGUGAUUGUGAGAUCGCGCUCAUCAUCUUCAACAGCACUAACAAACUGUUCCAGUACGCCAGCACAGACAUGGAUAAAGUUUUGCUGAAAUACACAGAAUACAAUGAGCCUCACGAAAGUCGAACAAAUUCAGAUAUUGUAGAGACGUUGAGAAAGAAAGGACUUAAUGGUUGUGACAGCCCAGAUCCCGAUGCAGACGAUUCAGCAUUGAACAAGAAAGAGAAUAAAGGCUGUGAAAGCCCAGAUCCUGACUCCUCUUAUGCUCUCACCCCACGCACUGAAGAAAAAUAUAAAAAAAUUAAUGAAGAGUUUGAUAUUAUGAUCAAGAGUCAUAAAAUACCUGCCGUUCCUCCUCCAAAUUUUGAGAUGCCCGUUUCUAUCCCAGUGUCCAAUCCAAACAGUUUGAUAUACAGUAAUCCAGCUGGUUCACUGGGUAACCACAACCUUUUGCCACUCUCCCACCCAUCCCUGCAUAGAAACAGCAUGUCUCCUGGCGUGACACAUCGACCACCAAGUGCAGGUAACGCAGGUGGUCUCAUGGGUGGGGACCUCACAACCGGUGCAGGCACCAGUGCAGGUAAUGGUUAUGGCAAUCAUCGUAACUCACCAGGUCUGCUGGUCUCGCCUGGUAACUUGAACAAAAAUAUGCAAACGAAAUCACCGCCGCCAAUGAACCUGGGGAUGAACAACCGCAAACCCGACCUCCGAGUUCUGAUUCCACCUGGCAGCAAGAACACCAUGCCCUCCGUGUCUGAGGAUGUGGAUCUGCUCUUGAAUCAAAGGAUAAAUAACUCACAGUCGGCACAGUCACUGGCUACCCCAGUGGUUCCUGUAGCCACCCCUACUCUACCAGGGCAAGGCAUGGGCGGAUAUCCAACUGCCAUUUCAACGACCUAUGGAACUGAAUACGCUUUAAGCAGUGCAGACCUAUCAUCACUAUCUGGGUUUAACACCAGUGCCCUCCAUCUUGGCUCAGUUACUGGCUGGCAGCAACAUCAUCUGCACAAUAUGCCUCAUUCAGCCCUCAGCCAGCUGGGAGCUUGCACUAGCACUCACUUAUCUCAGAAUUCAAAUCUCUCCCUGCCUUCUACUCAAAGCCUCCACAUCAAGUCAGAACCUGUUUCUCCUCCUAGAGACCGUACUACCACACCUUCGGGAUAUCCACAUCACACGCGCCACGAUGCGGGACGAUCUCCUGUUGACAGCCUGAGCAGCUGCAGUAGUUCGUAUGACGGAAGCGACCGGGAAGACCAUCGGAACGACUUCCACUCCCCCAUUGGACUCACCAGACCAUUGCAGGACGAAAGAGAAAGUCCCUCAGUCAAGCGCAUGCGGCUCUCUGAAGGAUGGGCAACAUGAUAGAAUCAAUAUAUAUAUAUAUUAGAUUUUUUUUUGCAGUGUGUGUGUGCUAUACCUUAAUGGGAAAGGGCGGGAAGGGUCGAUAUACAUUAUAUGUGCCGUGUGUGCUGGGUUUUAAAAAAAAAAAAAGUCAGGUACUCCGUUUUGUAAAAGUACUUUUCAAUUGCCUCAGUGAUCCAGCGUAGGGUUGAUGAGAACUGCUGAGAUAACAUGCUUAGCACUUGAGCUGUACAAUAGAGAACUUGUACAAAAUAGAUUUUGAAGCUAACUCCUUUUUUUCACUGUUGUGCUCCCUUUGCAAAAUGUAUGUUACAAUAGAUAGUGUUAUGUUGCAGGUUCAACGUUAUUUACAUGUAAAUAGACAAAGGAAACUUUUGCCCGAAAGUGGCAGACCUUUACCAAGGAAGAAAGCAGCUGUUAUGCAACAUAUGGACAAAAAAAUGUACAGAAGUGUAGACAAGACCCAGCAUUUAAUCGGUGGACAGUGAGAUAUGUGAAAUGACUGAGCCACCCUCUUUAUAUGUAAUUUCCUCAAACAAACCAGCAUCUAAGGCAUGGCGCUUAUUAAAAAAGCAAAAAAAAAGGAAAGAAAAAUAAAGCCCAUCCUAAAUGCUGCGUUUGAGAGCUUACAUAUUUUAUUGUUCAGUUCUGGGUAUACAUCACUUAAUAUAUAGAAAUAUAAAUUAUGUACAUUACAUUUUGCUUAUUUUCAUAUGAAAAAAAAGGGUAAAACAAAGUUUGCAAAGCAUUUGUGGCUUUUUGUAGGUUAAGCCAAAAUGUGUUUUUUUUCCCCCCUUGAUUGCUUCGCAAAUAUUUUACAGUCAUUUAAAAAAUGAAAACAAAGGGGGGUCUUUUUUUUUUUUUUUGUAAAAAAUGCUAAAAAAGAAAGACAAACGACCGCCUGAAAACCAUGAAGAACUCCGUGCUUUUGCUAAAAACAAAUAUAACUGUUCUCUCUUUGUAGAAGUUCUGUUUUUGAAACGUGUAUUUCUAAUUAUAUAAAAUAAUAUUAAGAAUCUUUUAAACAAAUCUGUGAAAUUAACAUGCUUGUGUAUAGCAUUCUAAUAUAUAAUAAACAUGGAACUAGCUUUUUUUUUGGUUAUCUGAAUAACGGGGAGGGAAAUAUUCUGACGGUGCAGUUGCACUUUUUUUCACGACUCUGCAUUGAUGUUGCAGGUCCGAAUUCAAUUGGGAAGAUUUUGAGUCAACUUGUGUUUGCACCCCCAGCUCCAUUGUACAUACCAGUUGCUGUCAUCUGUUUUCUAGAUAAACCUCUGUUAGAAUGUAUCAUGCUUAAAUAAAGGACUUCUGUUUCCCAACCAACUUCCGCACUAUAGCAAGCGACCUGUAGUCAUUGGCUUAGUCAACAGACUCAAUCUUCUCGUGCGUCCAAAUAUGCAACUACAACCAAGCGUCUAUUGCUAGCGGUCAUUUACAGAUGACGGGUUCUUUGUAGGGGAAUGCUUAAAAAUAGCCAUAUUUCAAGUUUACCUAGCAACAUGUUUCAGUAACACACCGUAGUCAACCAAGUUGUCAUGACGUAAGUAAGUUAAAUAACCAGCAGAAACUAGAUGGUAAGUGCAAUUUUUAGUAAGGCCUAGGAUAGUGAAGAGUGUAGGAAGAGAGUGGAAUAGAGAUAGGUGGAGUGGAAGUCUCAGGUUCGACUACUGAGUUCAAUAAAAUGCCGUAAAGAGAUGAAUGAUACACUUGUACUUUGAUUUCAUAGAUAAAAAAGCACAACUUUGUGAUGGGUCACUUUCUGUAAAGUAGAACUUUUUACCUUUCUGACAUGUACCUUGCCGAUUAUCUUGGCAACGCUAGUUUUGGCUUUUAUGGCGAUUCCUUUGUAUUUAAGGAUUUGGGGCAGAGCCCUAGAGGGGUAUUAACAUAUAACAUAAACUUGUCCUAUAUUAAAAAAAAGGAAACAAAAAACAGGCAGCAUAACUUGUUGGCAGAAUGGAGGACUAUAGUGGCUUCCCCCCCUUUGUUUUUAACUGCAAAACACACCACAAAAAUACAGAAUCCUCUUUUCUGUAUUUCCACUUUUAACUUUAGCGUUAAUUUAUUUUCUUUUUAAGGAAACCCUGCAAAGUAUAUUGAUUUACAAGAAAUGUGCAGUUUCAUUGUGAUAACAUAGAAUAACUGUAAUUUCCUUAUCACUUUCCCAUAAACUGCAAUAAGGAGAAAAAAAACAUAAUCUCUCUUUAAAAUAUGGCAGUCCUAAUAAUUGUAUGUGUUUGUGUCUUAUCUUGCAUUUUAUUCCCCUUUUCUAACUUACAUAUAACAGUACUGAUGUAUUUUAUUCUCAACAUUGUGUUUCUUUCAGGAACUUAAAUUAUAUGUAUUUUUUUUCUUAACAAGCCACUUGAAACUGAAUAAAAGCUGUUGCCUAAACA